AUGGAUAAGCAGCGGUCAGAAACAAAAAGGUUGAAUCACGAGUGUAGAUCUGGAAAACCCGCUCUAGUUUCAAAACUCUAUCUUGAAGAUGAUGCUUCUGAGUUGUACACUCGUUCACUUAUUUAUAAAGUGCAGGAAGAGAUCUUGGCAGCUCGUGAUGACAUGCGAAUUCAAAGUAUCGGGCCAGAAACAAAUGGCAUUUUAACUUAUGAAAUGAAGGAUGUUAAAAUGAAAGAUGUUCUGUUUCAGGUAAAAGUCAAUAAGAGCCAUGCUAAUUGCUCUUGUAAGAAGUUUCUUCUGUGCGGCCUUUUAUGUAGGCACGCAUUCUAUGCACUUAAUCACUUUGAAGUGGUGAAGAUACCUAGGCGGCUUGUUCUUAAUCGCUGGAUGAAGAAUGCUGAAAAUAAGGCUAUGUUGAAAAUGUUUGGAAAUGACCUUGAUAAACUCAAGCAGGUUAAUAAGUCAAUCCAAGGCUUAGAUUCUGAACUUGGUGAUGCGAGUGGUGGAUUUACAAAGCAAGAUUUUAUGGCGAACUUGAUAGGCAAAAGGCCUACUGGAGACAUUAGUAUCCAGCCUCCAUUGCAAUGUAAAAACAAAGGUUUUGGUUUGAAAAGGAUUGUUGGUGAAAGGGAGAAAGCAAUAAAUCAAGUCAAGAAAAAGGCCAGGAAGUGCAAAUUAUGCUCCUCAACUUUCCAUGACCAAAGGACAUACUCUACCAAGAAGAAAGUUGCAUAA
This is a messenger RNA of Daucus carota subsp. sativus, 735 nucleotides long. Its product is annotated as protein FAR1-RELATED SEQUENCE 5-like. The transcript has 3 exons. Bases 1 to 735 code for a protein of 244 amino acids. Lineage: Eukaryota; Viridiplantae; Streptophyta; Magnoliopsida; Apiales; Apiaceae. The record is from RefSeq and is a predicted model, not a curated record. Gene Ontology annotation, biological process: regulation of DNA-templated transcription. Gene Ontology annotation, molecular function: zinc ion binding.